CGUGUAGCCUCGCUAACUUGCACCUCUUUCGUGUUCCCUUCUCUAAACAUAACGAGCUCAUUCAACGCAUUUUCAUCUGUGUCCCGCAGACAUGACUGAAGAUCAUCGUCACCCUGAGAAACACAAUCCUCUCCACUUUCAAAUUAAACAGGAGCCGGAGAUGUUUUACAUCAAGCAGGAAGCAGAGCCAGUCACCCCUUACAUUAAAGAAGAAGAACAGGAAGAUGAAAUCAUUGCAGUGCCCGUCGGUGUGAAGAGCGAAGAUGACGAAGGCCAAAGUGAAGAGCGCGGAGCAGCGACACCUUCGAGCGACAGCUCAUUUCAACACCUAACAACAAAAGAAGAGGGACGAUCGCAACCGGACGGCCUCCUAGCUCCGUUCUCGGACAGCGACGACGUAAUGUCACACUCAUCUGACACUGAUACUAAUGAGGAAGAUGAUGACUUAAACCAAAAUGCUUUGAAAUCCUUAAACAGGUCAUCACUGAAAAUAGACGCAAAAGAAUGUGCGGGUGGAAAGCCAUUUUUCUGCACACUUUGCGACAAAGGAUUUUCUUGGAAGUCUGAUUUAGAAAGGCAUAGACGUACACACACUGGAGAAAAGCCUUUUGCCUGCACAUAUUGUGGUAAAAGAUUCGCCCAGAAGGGAAGUUUAAAGGUGCAUACAAGAAAACACACUGGAGAGAAGAAGCCUUUCACCUGCUCACUUUGUGAUAAAAGAUUUCAUCACAAAAGUGAUUUGGAGACACAUAAGCGUUCACACACAGGAGAAAGGCCUUUUGCCUGCAUUUGUUGUGCUCAGCGAUUCAUGCAGUUAAGAACUCUAAAGAAACACAUGCGCACGCACACUGGAGAGAAGCCUUUCACCUGCUCACUUUGCAAGAAAAGAUUUUCUCAGAAGGUACUGUUAGAAAGCCACACGCGUACACAUACUGGAGAAAAGCCUUUUGUCUGCACACUUUGCGACAAAAGAUUUUCUCAGAAGACUCAUUUGACAACACACAAGCGUACACACACUGGAGAAAAGCCUUUCGCCUGCACACUUUGCGACAAAGGAUUUUCUCAGAAGUCUAAUGUUGUAGCGCAUAUGCGUACACACACUGGGGAAAAGCCUUUUGUUUGCACACUUUGCAACAAAAGAUUUUCUCAGAAGUGUAGUUUAACAAUACAUAAGUGUACACCAGUGGUCUCCAAACUAUUCCACAUAGGGCCGCAGUUGGUGCAGGGUUUUGUUCCACCAAAACAAGACAGCACCUUUGCACCAAUCUUAUGUUUUACAAGUAUAAUCAGUUGAUUGCAGUCAGGUGCUACUUGUUUUAGAAGAAACUUCAUUUGUUAAAUUGUGUGAUUGAUCAGUAUGAACAAAAACCAGGACCCACAGCGGCCCUUGAGAAUUGGUUUGGAGACCCCUAGUGUACACCGACUGGAAAAAGCCUUUUGUCUGCACAUGUUGUGGUGUAUAUCGCUACUUGACGAGUCAAAUCAAAAGAUGUACCGAGGGUGACCCUCUGACGAAGGAGGAAGUGAUCGCAGAAACAUGUCAGGUAAUAAGCCACCUACUAUUGUCUGGGAUAAUAGAAAAUUUUGACUAAGGUCCUGGUCUUUUUCACAACUAUCCAAUUAUCUUUAAUUUUUUUUUUUUGUGAUUGAAGGAAUUGAGUUUAGUUUAGGUGAGGUUACGUCAUAUCAAACUUGAUCUUCUGUUGAUAUUAUGACUUGUCUGCUAUUUUGAUAUACUCACUACUAACUUAAAAAGAUGUGUAAAGUCAAGCCUGGCUGGAACACUUUUGUAGCUGAAUUUUAUGUUGAAGCCUGUGAAGCUACCAAGUCUUGGGCUCUGGCUGGUAGACCCAGACAGGGCCCUAUAUUUAAAUACAAGAAGCUCACAAAUGCAAAAUAUAAGUAUGCAAUUCGGUACGUUAAAAAGAAUGAGCAAAAAUUGAGGGUUGACUCCAUGGCCAAGAAGCUUUUACGUAAAAAUUCUAAAGACUUUUGGAAGGUGAGGCUUGCUAAUAAUUGCAAGCCCUCCUUACCCUGUACGAUAGAAAAGCGAUGGAUGAUACUACACACAGAGCGUAUUAUUAACAAAUGUUAAAGUUGUAUAAUCAUAUAGCGAGAAUAAGGAACGUCACUGACAAGCGCAGGCCCCCGCGAGUGGAUAGUGAGGGGUCUAGGAUAGUGCGCCUACAGCUAACAAGACUCUUAACAUUGCAUACCGCUUCAACAUAUUCAAUAGUAUUUAGUUUUCAUUCAUUUUAAAUUAAUAUUCUGUCCGAACAAGCUUAACAGAGAAUCCACACCGUGCCAUCACACAUCAAGCAGAUGAAUAUGUAACUUUUUCUCCGCAGUGACAAAAACAGCUAACUGUGGCCCCAGUAGUUAGGUAGCCUACCAUAUGUAGCAUAUGGAACAAUGAAAUUAACAGUUCACCUGCUGUGGCUUGAACGUAGUCUCACACUUUCCUCCUGGUGCGCAUGGACUUGAAUUGCGUGCCCGCUUGUGCAGUCCCUGUUUUUUCACCUCUUUUAUCAACACCAUCGUCGUUUUGGGGCUUUUUGAAGAAACUUCGGACACUCAGUUGCCUUGACAUUUUUCAGAGUAAGGCUAACGACGUCAUGCAUCAAGAGAGACAAUAGCUAAUUAAUAAGCUCACUCGCCACCCUGUGGUCUGGGGUGUGACUUGCAACCGGUCAAAAUGACGGAUGGAUUUGUUUUUUCCGUCACCGUUUUAAAAAAUCGGUCAACGACGGAAAAUAUUCGGUUAACGCGACCCCUGAAUGGGAGUAAUUUUAACAACUUUAAUAGUUUAUUCGCAAAAUUAAAUGAAUUGAAUGUAGUUUAAAGCUGCUGAUACAGAAUGGGGACUUGAGUAUUUUAUUUACUGUUUUAAAACGUUAACUUGAUACUGAAAUAGUCGUUUAUUUAAACCUGAGAGGCUUUAUGUACAAUUUUUUUAACUAAUGCACAAAACAUUAAAAGCAUCUAAUAGCUUGGGGGAUUUGUGGGAUUUUCCACUGAGGAUGUUGGUGUGUUUUGCUUUUUUAAGACAGUUUUCAAUAUUAUUUGCACGUUUUGCUGACUGACUAUGCCAUUUCUGUUUGUUAUUUAUAAUGUUUUGUGUUUGUCACUGAAUAAACAGGUCGGUUUCUUGUGACCAACCGUUGUGUGUUAUUCAAACUCACCUAAUUCAGCUGGCUAGUUGUUAUCAAGAGUACUAAAACCUUUUUCAACUUGAGUCUGACAACUAAGUAAGGAGGCUAAAUAACUUUAAACUUUAACACAUGCUCAGAUAGGCCGGUAUCGGCCAGUAUCGAUAUCGGAUCGGAAGUGCAAAACAAUAUUGGUAUCGGAUCGGAAGUGCAAAAACCUGGAUCGGGAAAUCCCUAAUAUUAAUAAGCUCAAUAGAUAAUCAGUUUGGUUUUAAAUCUAAGCAUGGCACAGAUAUGUGUAUUUACGUUCUAAAAGAUUUGGUUAAUACAUGUAUAAGUAAAAACUCCUCUGUGCUAAUGUGUUUCUUAGACGCUUCCUAGGCUUUUGACCGUGUGAACCAUGGGAAGAUGUUUAAUAAAUUAAGCCAAGCGGGUGUGUCUAAUGAUAUUCUAAGAAUUUUGUCAUAUUGGUAAACACACCAAACAAUCCAGGUGAAGUGGGAUGACUGUGUGUCUGCCCCCUUCCACGUUAACAAUGGGGUUAGACAGGGAAGCAUUUGAUCUCCAAUUUUAUUCAAUUUUUAUAUGAAUGAUUUGUCAAAGCAGUUAAGUAGAUGUAAAACUGGCUGCAUGGCUGGUGGGUUGGUGGUGAACCAUCUUAUGUAUGCCGACGACUGUGUGCUUUUUAGUCCAAGUUCAGCUGGUCUCCAGCAGCUGCUCACUAUGUGUGCCAAGUACGGGGAACUAGACGAUAUUAAAUAUAAUGAUGCUAAGAGUGUCGUCAUGAUUGUAAGGUCAGAUGGGGAUAAACGAUUGGUCUUCCCUGACUUUAAGUUGGCUGGUCAAGUGUUAAAAGUCCUGCAGUCAGGUGAAAUCGGCCAUAUGAUCACCGACACGCUGACAGACAAUGAGGACAUAUUUCGCCAAUGCCAUUCUCUAUAUGUCCAAGCUAAUAUCCUCUCCCGUAAAUUUGGUCAGUGCUCUGAUGAGGUCAAGGUGGUCCUUUUUAAGGCCUAUUGUACACUGCGCAUCUGUGGUCUAAUUAUAACAAAGCAAAUUUCCAGAGAUUACAAAUGGCAUAUGACGAUUCCCUGAGAAUUUUGUUGAAAAGGCCCAGAUAGACCAGUGCUUCAGAAAUGUUGGUAGCAGCUCGGGUGGAUACCCUCCAGUCUGUUUUAAGGGUAUACAUGUUUAAGUUUAUCAGUCGUCUGAAUGGUUCAAAAAAUGUGAAUGUGUUGGGCCUGACCAACAUUUUGUACAGCUGUACACGCUACUUGUCACGGUUUUGGAGGCACUGGUAUACGUUCCUUCUGAAUGUGGGUCGCUAGGAGACCCAGUGCUGUGUUUUUGUUGUACUAUUUCUUCAUUCUUAUUUUAUUUUUAUUGUUUUUUUCUUAAUAGAUUACUGUGUUGUGUUG
Messenger RNA from Corythoichthys intestinalis (scribbled pipefish), 4567 nucleotides. RefSeq names its product oocyte zinc finger protein XlCOF6.1-like. Gene Ontology annotation, cellular component: nucleus. Bases 92 to 1294 code for a protein of 400 amino acids. The transcript is spliced from 2 exons. Lineage: Eukaryota; Metazoa; Chordata; Actinopteri; Syngnathiformes; Syngnathidae. The record is from RefSeq and is a predicted model, not a curated record. Gene Ontology annotation, biological process: regulation of gene expression.